UCUCAUUUGUGUUUGUAUCGAUAAAUAUAGGGGGCCUUGAUUGAGUUAUGUUCGUUUGGUUUCGUUUUGAUUGAAGAAACCCCUUCUUUCGCUCCACAUUUCUUCGCUCUCAACCGUUCGACUCGUUCGAUGCCACCGAGUUGACUCAGAUCCCUAAGUAAAAUUUUCUGUUGGAAUCCUCCGUGCUGAGUGCCUAUAUAAUAUGGAUCAAGAAGACAACAAGAUGGGCACUGUGAAUCCUCCUGAAAUGUCUUCUAAUCCUCUGUCAUUAGGAAAAGAUGAGACAAUGGGCACUGAGAAUCCUCUGUCAUCAGGAAAAGAUGAUGUGGUGGGUACCGAGAAUCCUCCAGAAGUGUCUUCUAAUUCUCUUUCAUCUGCAAAAGAUGGUAUGGUGGAUGCUGCAAAUCCUACUAAAGUGUCUUCUAAUCAUACGCCUUCAGUAAAAGACAAUAUGAUGGGCACUGAGAAUCAUCCAUCAUCAGGAAAAGAUGGUGAGAUGUGUGCUGAGAAUCCUCCUGAAGUGUCUUCCAAUUCACCAUCAUCAGGAAAAGAUAGUUUUAUGAGCUCUGUGAAUCCCACUGAAGUGUUUUCUAACCCUCCAUCAUCAGGAAAAGAUGAUAUGAUGAGCACUGAGAAUAUUCCUGAAGUGACUUCUGAUCAUCCUACUUCUGGAAAAGAUGACGGAAAGAAGGAAACUGAUCCUCCUGAAGGAUCUAGUAAACUAGAGUUGAGUGACAAGAAUACUCCACAAUCAUUGAAGGCAAAAUCUAAAAUUGUUAAGAAAUCUCAAGCUGUUAAACUUAAGGCGAAGAAGAACAAUGGUUCUAAACAAAUUUGUGGGAAAAUAAUUCUGAGUUCAAAAGAAGUGGUGUGCAAUGCUGAAAGUUGUCACAGUGCAGAUGAGAAACAAAUUUCAGACAAUAGUGAGCUGAAGAAAACUAAUGAUGAGCCACCUAAGGGGAAGAGUGAGGAGGCUGAAAAUAAAAUGAAAGAAAGCCAAAAUAUGAGCACUGGUGACAAAAGUCCUAAUGAAGAGUCAGACGGUAACCAGCUGAAGGAUACUGAUCCUCCUGAAGGAUCAAGUAAACCAGAGCUGAGUGACAAGAAUACUCCACAAUCAUUGAAGGCAAAAUCUAAAAUUGUUAAGAAAUCUCAAGCUGUUAAACUUAAGGCCAAGAAAAACAAUGGUUCUCCACAAUUUCAUGGGAAAAAAAGAAUUGUGACUUCAAAAAAAGUGGUGGGCAAUGCUGAAAGUUGUGAUAAUGCAGAUGAGAAACAAAUUUCAGACAGCAGUGAGCUGAAGGAAACUAAUGAUGAACCACCUAAGGGGAAGAGUGAGGAGGCUGAAAAUAAAGUGAAAGAAGGCCAAAAUACAAGCAUUAGUGAGAAAAGUCCUAAGGAAGAGUCAGACGUUAGCCAGCUGAAGGAUACUGAUCCUCCUGAUGGAUCUAGUAAACUAGAGUUGAGUGACAAGAAUACUCCACAACCAUUGAAGGCAAAAUCUAUAAUUGUUAAGAAAUCUCAGGCUGGUAAACUUAAGGCUAAGAAGAACAAUGGUUCUCAACAGAUUCGUGGGAAAAGAAGAAUUAAGACUUCCAAAAAAGUAGACAAUGCUGAAAGUUGUCAUAAUGCCGAUGAGAAGCAAAUUUUAGACAAUAGCCAGUUGAAGGAAACUAAUGAUGAACUACCUAAGGGGAAGAGUCAGGAGGCUGAAAAUAAAGUGAAAGAAAGUCAAAACAGGAGCACUAGUGGCAAAAGUCCUAGGGAGAAGAGCCAGCAGGCUCAAAAGGAUAAGACUAGUCAGUUGGAUAAGGUUGAACAAAAACAAGAGAGUAAAGAGAAGCAUAGGGAGUUAAGCAAGGGUUCUAGCAGUAGAAAAAACAAAGGUAAGAGUAGUGGCAUGGAAAGGAGUCAAUUAAAAGGCGAGAAGGGUGAAAAAAUUGGUGGUUUCAUCUUUUUGUGCAAUGCAAAGACAAAGCCUGAUUGUUUCCGCUAUCAUGUCAUGGGUGUUUCAGCUGGUAAAAAGGAUGAUGUUUUACAAAUCAAACCUGGGCUUAAGCUUUUUCUUUAUGAUUUUGAUCUGAAGCUAUUGUAUGGCAUUUACAAGGCUUCAUCUUCUGGCGCCAUGAAGCUUGAACCCAAAGCUUUUGGUGGCAAAUUUCCUGCUCAGGUGCGGUUCAAAAUUGCUUCUGAUUGUUUCCCAUUACCCGAGAGCAUUUUCAAAAAAGCCAUCAAGGAUAAUUAUAAUGAAAAGCACAAGUUCAGAACAGAACUUACCGUUAGACAAGUUAGGAAGCUCACUCAACUUUUCCGACCAGUCGGAAUUCAUUCAGCUGUGCACCCUGUGCAUUCCCAACCAAAAGUAAUUAUUCGGGAAAGGGAGAUUCAUUCAGCUGUGCACCCUGUCCACUCCCAGCCAAAAGUAAUAAUUCGAGAAAGGGAAUCUUUGGACGGUAUUAGGGGAUCAUGGUCCCAUUUGCAGAGGGAAAGCUAUAAUGUGCGGUUUAUUGAUAGGGAUCAAUUUGGCCGGCAAGAGGAAAUUGCUAAUGAUCUGUUUCGAGUGGGAAUUCCUCAUGAUCUGUUUCGAAUGGAGGGCUACACACCAUCUCAUCUCCCAAGAGAUAGAAGGAAUUUAGCUAAUACUUCUCAUGUUAAUCCUUUAUUGGAAUUUUAUGAGGGAGACUAUCAACCCCAUCACCUGGACCGUGGCUACCCAAGAAAUGCCCCUGCUCAUGUAGAAAGUCUUCGAACUGAUCCUCUUUAUUUGGAUGACAGUAGGGAUCCUUAUCAUGCCUAUCGCCGUGGUGUUUCACCUAUGGAUGCAUAUUUUGCACCUUUAAGUAGGGAAGAAAUUUCUCCAAACUCUUAUUUGGUUGGGGGAAGACCUUUUGUUGGGACGGAUAACUUGCCAAAGAGAGAGGCUGUUCAAGAUAGGUGUUACCCAAUAUAUUCGGCUCCUGAUGCUUUGUCUGAUCAUCAUCGAAGGCGGCAAUAUCAUGGAGACAAGUUGGAAGCUUCAGGUGGGCCAGUUUCAUCUCGUUACUCUUUUGCUGGCCCUUCAUUUCACCGCCAAUAACUUAAUUUGCAUUUUUUGAAUUCCUUGACUUGUGUUCCUUAGUAUCUUUCAAAUUCUGGUGACUGAAAAAAAAACUGUGAGAAAUCCUACAUACUUGAGCCCUUCUGGAUUUGGAAAAUCAUUUCUGCCUGGUGAGAUUUCAAUAUGGUCAAUAUGAUGAUUGGUAGCUCUGGAACUUUAGAUGAGAAGGCUAGUUUGAUAUCAAUUGAUGAAUACUGGUUUGAAUAUGCGGUUGUGGUUAGUUACUGUAUGCUGCUUUAAUGGAUAGGAAGAUAGACAACCAUCGUUUCAGUUAGUGCAAACAACUCGUGUUGUUGUAUUUUGUAGGCUGGUAAUUUGGGAAAACCAUACAUGAACAAAUAAAUCCCUUACAAACUCAUGCAUGCAAUUGGAUAACUCCUGGUUUUACUGUAACUGUCUUACCUUGUAGACUGAAGGGCUUGUUACUGCUCCACAUUUUUUUUUCAUUUUUUAUUUGUCUAUAACUUAGUUAACUGUGAACUAAAUUGGGCCCCUCAGAUGAUUGUGAUAAAAUCUUUACUUUAUUCA
Glycine soja is the source of this 3625-nucleotide messenger RNA. RefSeq lists its product as uncharacterized. Bases 203 to 3076 code for a protein of 957 amino acids. Lineage: Eukaryota; Viridiplantae; Streptophyta; Magnoliopsida; Fabales; Fabaceae. The record is from RefSeq and is a predicted model, not a curated record. The transcript is spliced from 4 exons.